CAACUUUAUCUCGUGGAAUCGGGAUAGAAGAUUACCGUCUAUUUUUAGCGUCGACGAGCAUCAGCUGACGCGUUUUCGCGCCAUUCGAGAUCGGGCCAAGCAGAAGCAGUCUUGGCACGGCUUUAAGAAAGCUGUAGAGACAACCAGAGAAGGAGAGAAGCUGGAGAAGUCGAGCUACACAUCAGCUGACGCGCCAGAGUCUCGUGUCAAGCAGGGGUGUUCUUCUCACGGCGCAGGUGAGGCUCUGAGAGGAUACUCACGGCCAUUAAAAGGGUCGAGUCGAGGCAACGUGGUGUUGUGACAUCCCAAGCAAGGCCGACACAAUGGUGAAGCGCGUUCUGGUACUCCUCUCAACGGGCAAGCAGGGCAGAUGCGUAGUCGAAACGCUGUCCGGACGCCAUUUUCAGGUGAUAGCACUCGCACGCACCGCGCAAGGGCCCGUCGCUCAGCAGCUGGCCUCGCUGCCAAACGUGUCGUUGCUCGAGGGCGAUAUCGGGACUGAGGAAUCAGCCAACAGCGUGCUUGUCCGCGCUUCAGCCGAUGGCCCUCUCAAUGGCGUUGUGCUCAUUCAGCGCGACGAAUACGCCGUGAAAGACGGCGAGGUCGAAGAGGCCAAGCGCGUCGUCGAGCAGGUCAAGAAGCACCACGUUGGCCACAUCGUCUACCUCGGAAUGGAUAUGAGCACAACAAAAGAAACAACGAUCCCAUACGUCGAGAACAAGCGCCGUGUGGAUGCGCUCAUACGAGAGAGUGCCUCUGGCGAGAAUGCAUACAAGUGGACGAUCCUCAGGCCUUCAACCUUCUUUGAAAAUCUGACUGAUGAUCCAUCCCAGGCCGGUUUCAUGAUCACGCUAUGCACAAAGUUGAUCCGAAAGCCAGCGCCAUGGGUCAGCACCCGGGACACGGCCCACUUUGCUGCCGCAAGCCUCGAGAGUCCCGGCACUUUUCACGGCAAAACCAUUCCUUUAGCCGGCGACUUGGUAGACCGCCAACGGUUCGAGGAAGAAUGGCUGCGUGCGGGCUUGCCUAAAAGAAUCCUCGAUGAGGUUCCAGAGAGCGCCGUCAUCCAGGCUCUCGAGGGUACACUGACUUACGGGCUAAUCGAGUUUCUUAAUUCGACAAACGCCGAAGUCGACAUUGCCCACGUGCGGGCCAUUCAUCCGCAGGUGGUCGACCUUCGAGCGUUUCUGGAGGCCAACAAGGACGUCCUCGCCGCCUCGCUCAACAACAAGCAGUGAACGCAAUCUCUGCACUGUCUGACACUCGUCUGAAAUGAGAACACAGUGGGUUCAAUGCAUAGAGUACAGUACAGACGCGACACCUAGCGGCCUUCCUUGUAAUCUAAUAUACGGCACUUGACGAGUCGAUGCCCUUGUUUCGGUGAUUCUGCGGAUCUCGCUUUUUAGUAUAAAUCGACUCAAAUUUCCCGUUCGCCAAUC
This is a messenger RNA of Acaromyces ingoldii, 1439 nucleotides long. Its product is annotated as NAD(P)-binding protein. The record is from RefSeq and is a predicted model, not a curated record. The transcript is spliced from 3 exons. NCBI's taxonomy places the organism in Eukaryota, Fungi, Basidiomycota, Exobasidiomycetes, Exobasidiales, Cryptobasidiaceae. Bases 324 to 1238 code for a protein of 304 amino acids.